UUUUCAAUGUUGUCUAACUAUGUGUAGAAAUUUAACAGCUGAACUAUUGGGAUUCGAUGAUUAUAUUCCUCCCUAUGCAUCAGCCAGUGAUGAUGUCAUACUAAAAGGAGUCAAUUAUGCAUCUGCAGCUGCUGGAAUUAGAGAGGAAACUGGACAGCAACUGGGAGGGCGCAUUAGUUUUAGUGGCCAGGUGCAAAAUUACCAAACUACUGUGUCUCAAGUGGUAAAUUUACUUGGAAAUGAGGAUCAAGCUGCAACAUACUUGAGCAAGUGUAUUUACUCAAUUGGAUUGGGUAGCAAUGAUUAUCUAAACAACUAUUUCAUGCCUCAAUUUUAUUCCACAGGGAGUCAGUAUACACCAGAUGAGUAUGCUGAUAAUCUUAUUCAAUCAUAUACUGAACAACUUAAAACUCUUUAUAAUUAUGAAGCAAGGAAAAUGGUACUAUUUGGGAUUGGUCAAAUAGGCUGCAGCCCAAAUCAAUUGGCCUAAAACAGCCCUGAUGGAACAACAUGUGU
This is a messenger RNA of Cicer arietinum (chickpea), 516 nucleotides long. The record is from RefSeq and is a predicted model, not a curated record. NCBI's taxonomy places the organism in Eukaryota, Viridiplantae, Streptophyta, Magnoliopsida, Fabales, Fabaceae.